Molecule: messenger RNA, 2346 nt
Organism: Stylonychia lemnae
Lineage: Eukaryota; Ciliophora; Spirotrichea; Sporadotrichida; Oxytrichidae
Source: the annotation of a GenBank genome assembly
AUGAUUAAACAAAAAUCUGAUGAUUAUCUCAAGGAAAGUGAAACUAAACCUUAAGAGACUUCAGCAAGUAAUUCAAGUAAUAUUCAGUAGGAAGAAGAUGAUAUGCAAGACUAAUUUGAGACCAAAACUAUCAAAAAGAGAGUAGAAUCUAGAUUUAAUAAAAGGAGAGGAUUGAUACAUCAAAGUAGCCUUUAACCCUCCUAUAGCAAACUCUAGUCAGAGAUAUCAUAGGAUGAUUAUAGUGAGCAUUCCAAUAUUUAACAUAAUUCUGAUAGUUUCUAUGGCAAAGAGCAAAUAGACAAUAUUUAAGGGAAAUCUAAAUUUAAAGAGUCUAGAACUUCUGUUGAUGAGGACAAUGAUGGUGAUAUUAUAAUGAAUGAAGAUGAAUUAGCAGCUAUUAUUAACUAGGAUGUAGGCUAAGAAAUGACUGAGCUUUUGACUGAAGAGUAAAAACAAUAAAUCCUUAAAGUAAAGGAAUUGAGGAAUUAGAAGAGAAAAUUGGAUGGUAAUGAUUAUGUCCCAUUCGAUGAGUCAACAAGUGGAGGAGUAUUUGCUAGAGAUUAGAUCCAUUCUAUUAAUAAUAGAAUGGACAAUUUAGAGGCUCACAUUAUAUAAAGAUAGAUAAUUAAGGAGCAAUACUCAAUUAAUAGAAAUAAGAUGCAAGAUGCGUUCGAUAUGAGUAGAUAAAAAUUCAUCAGACCAAGUAAUGGAAUAAUUGAUUUAGACCAUGGAAUGUUUGAUGACGAACUAAUCAGCAAUGCCAGCGAAGAAGAGAAAGAUGAACUGGAAAAGCUGAUUAAAAGAACAGUUAAAAGCGGAAGUGGUAGAGACUAUGAUUCAAUUAUAAAGAAAGAUGUGAUGGCUUAUAAUAAAAAUAAAGGGGAUUCUGAUUAUAAUGAGAUUAAUAAAUUUGAGUAGUCAAGAAACUACUAACAGAUCAUAGCAUUUAUGGAUUAAAAUGAGGAUAGUUAUAUGAAUGAUAUAGAAGCAGAAAUAAAUAAGCUAUCAUAAUAAACUAAAGAAUUUGAACAAUAGAUGAGGGAUACAAAAAAUGAGUUGAAAUUAUCAGAAUUUGAAAUUUAAGAUUCAGAUAGCAGGUUCAAUGAAGUGGGUGAUAAUUUCAUACUAGCAAAGGAUAUUUGUGAAGUCCUUGAAGAUCUUAAGGAGAUGUUAAUGGAAAAGGAAUCAGACAUCAAAGAUGCUCUAAAAUAUAGACUAGAUAUAGAAAAAAGUAGUUAUGAUAAAAUAGCUUCGGAGUUUGUUUGUCAUAUUGCUGAUCUUUAUCAAGAAAUGGGCGUGAAAAAUAUUCCUUUAUAUGUAACGAAGCAUUUCAAAAGAGAAGUUCAUGAAGAUAUGAUGAAUGAUUUGCAGAGUAAAGAUUUGAGAAGUUUACAAAGGCAAAGUUGUAUUAGUGGAAUCAUUUGGGAAGUCAUAAUUACGAAGCAAAAUAGUGAAACAGUUAAGUAAAUGAAUAAACUUGGCAAAGAAGCAAAUGAAUAAAUUAUUGGCGAUAUCAUUGAAAGCUAUCAGAACUUAGAAGCGUCGUUAUACCCUUCUAUUACUAAAUUAAUUAAGAUGGGUGUAAAAGUAAAUCUUUUAGAUCUCAUUGACUAUAUCAAGCCUUAUUUCACACUUGAGAUACUAAAAUACAAUACGAGAAUAUUUACAGAAAAAAAUCUUCAUCAACAACUUAUUAAUUCAAAGUAACUGGAUGAAUUCUUAAUUGAAAACUCUGGUGAAUACACUAAUGCAAGCAUCAAAUUUUUCAAGUCAAAAUUAGCACUUGAACUUUAUUAAAAUAUGCUUUUGAGCUUUAUAAAUUAUGUUUGGAAUCCAUUCGAUGAAGAACAUACCAAAAGAUUCUUGGAGUUUCUUGAUAGUUAUGUUGAUGUUAUUUACAUACCAGAUGAGUAAAGUCUAGAACCUUUACAUGGAUUAUUAUAAGUUAAGGAGAUCCUGAAUACUCUUUUGAAAAGAUAUAACGACUGCAUCGAUUUACUAUAAAUCAACAAAAAUAAUGCAUCAUUAUCAGAAAUCAUUAAUGGGAUUGAGGCUAUAAUUAAAUCAAUAUUGUGUUGUAAGAACUAAGUACCAAAAAGCAACAUAAAUGCUCUUGUGUAUGGAUAGAUAUUUAACGAGAGUGUAUUUAAAGUUUGUGAUAAAUUAUUUAGUAAUAGUCCUCAAGUUAUUAAUGGCAUUUUGAAUAGAUUAAUAACUAGAGAGCUUAUAGAUUAUAGCCAAGAAUUGGAAACAGAAGAAGAAGUAUAGGAUAAGGAUUACUUAUUAUUCAAAGAAAGUUUAUAGAUGUUAAAACACAAUGAUUAGCUAUUGCCAACGCCUAUUUGA